GCUGCGUUUGAUAAUUUUAAAAAAUAGUAGUACGAGAAGAAGAAGAAGAAGAAGAAGAAGAAGAAGAAUGCAUGGGGAGAAUAGCAUGAAUAAUCCAACAACGUAUGGAUCGAGGACGGAAUCUGCGCAUCAUCGACUCUACGAUUUCGCCAAGACUGCCCUCAUCAAGAUCUUCGUCUCACCUUAUGCCACUGUUUGUGAUUUGUAUUGCGGUGGGGGCAUCGACACCGACAAGUGGGACGAAGCCCAGAUUGGCCACUACAUCGGAAUUGAUGCUUCAUCUUCUGGCAUUAGCGAAGCCCGAGAGAUGUGGGAGAGUCAGAGAAAGCCUUACACUGCCGACUUCUGCGAGCUCGAUCCUUGCGUGGAAAAUUUAGAAUCACAUUUGCAGGAUAAGGGAAUCCCAGCAGAUAUUGUUUGCUGUUUGCAGCAUUUGCAGUUGUGUUUUGAAACUGAGGAGAGAGCAAGGAGCCUUCUCCAUAACGUGUCAUCUCUGCUAAAACCGGGGGGAUAUUUCCUCGGUAUCACUCCUGACUCAUCAACCAUAUGGACGAAGUACCAAAAGAAUGUUGAAGCAUCACACAAUAAAGGAGGUGGCAUGAAGCCGAACUCAGUUCCAAAUUGCAUAAGAUCAGAGAGCUAUGUCAUUACUUUUGAAGUUGAGGAAGAGAAAUUCCCAUUGUUUGGAAAGAAGUAUCAGCUGAAAUUCACUAAUGAUAUUGCUUCUGAAGUUCAUUGCUUGGUUCACUUUCCAAGCUUGAUCAGGUUGGCCAGAGAAGUUGGUCUGGAAUAUGUGGAGAUCCAGAACUUAACUGAAUUUUAUGAUGAUAACAGGGCACAGUUUGCAGGCUUGCUCCACAGUUAUGGCGCAAAUUUUGUGGAUCCCAGAGGAAAACUUCUCGCUCGAUCCUUUGACGUUCUAGGUUUAUAUACAACAUUUAUAUUUCAAAAGCCAGACCCCAAUGUUGAGCCCCCAAUAAUGACUCCUAGAUUGCAGGAUGGAAGUCACAUGCAUGAAGAGCGGGAGCGGCAAGGAAGCAGCCGGAGGCAUCAGACAUCAACAGAUGAAGAGAAAAAUGGGCAUGUGGAGGCAUCCAUCAGUGGUGUCAAUGGAAUGCUUGGCGAGCACAAUAAAGGAAUUCUAGGACCUGGACCCGCUGACCAAAGAUUAGAUUUCUUCUAAAAUGAGAUUGCAGAUACAUCAUCUGCACAGUGUUCACACUUCAAUUCCAAGUUUCUGGUGUGGGUCAAGUCACCCAUUUGAAGUGUUCGGCACUGAAGUUUACAGCAGCUCGUAAUGUAAUCUAAAGCAUAUCUUGUAAGCUUUUCAAUUGCCAAAAAUCCGAGAUAUUGCAUCAAGCUGUAGUCAUUGGAGUAACAGGCAUCUUUAGUUGGAAAAAAGAAAAAAGAAAAAGAGAGGUUAGAAAUGAGGGAGGUUAAUCAGGCUCUACUCUUGGAGACUUUACUGAUUUGUAUCUCAUCAGCAGUUAUCCUUUUGGUUU
Molecule: messenger RNA, 1502 nt
Organism: Magnolia sinica
Lineage: Eukaryota; Viridiplantae; Streptophyta; Magnoliopsida; Magnoliales; Magnoliaceae
Product: mRNA cap guanine-N7 methyltransferase 2
Exons: 11
Coding region: 68-1183 (371 amino acids)
Biological process (GO): 7-methylguanosine mRNA capping
Cellular component (GO): nucleus
Molecular function (GO): mRNA 5'-cap (guanine-N7-)-methyltransferase activity
Source: RefSeq, a predicted model, not a curated record